Molecule: messenger RNA, 15101 nt
Organism: Spirometra erinaceieuropaei
Lineage: Eukaryota; Metazoa; Platyhelminthes; Cestoda; Diphyllobothriidea; Diphyllobothriidae
Source: the annotation of a GenBank genome assembly
AUGGGUGAGGUUUAUCUGUCUACUAGGGAAAUAAAUAUUUGCAGUUCACUGUUUGCCUGACUACUUAUUUAUUCUAUUUAAAAACAUGUUUCAUUAUACCAUGAGCUGACGUCCAGAACCUUGCGUAUGCAGCAUCAGAACCCUCGAUAGAGGACAACCAGUACCUAUGUUGGCAGUAGGGUGAAGCUACCUUCCUGAGUAUUUUUAGUCUUGCCUCUUAUUAAUUGCUGGCAUAAUAUGGGUUACGCUGUUAUUCCGGAGAUUGCUAUUGUCCAUUUCCGGGAUUUUCAUAAGGAUUUCGGGCUGACACUAAAAUGUGUCGCGGCACAUAGAUGGAGGACCUUUCGUCCAUCACUGCAAAGAUGUUGGCUUAGCGUUCAUAUCUGUGGUUCAUAAGGCGGAGUGCGUACAGAAAAGAGUUGGAGCUCACUCAACUGUCGAACCCCUAGUGGUAGAAACAUCAGCAGCCAAUCACGAAUCUGGACUUUUAGCUAGCACCUAUGACAGCUAGGCCGUCGUGCCCGACGACGUCCACCGUGUGUCCCACAGCAGGCUGAGAGCAGGCCCGGUAACUUGUGCGUUAACUAGUUUAUAAUGGUAGCAAACUUGCACAUCAUCUACCCCCCCCCAUUCCUCAUCCUCCUCCUGAAUCCGGUGCCAAGACAUAGUCAAAAAGAUCGGAGGUGGGAGGGGGCGCAGGUGGCUGGCACGGCCAAACCCGCACCUUGGCCUACCAUUACAUCCCCGUCUCCACAACAAACACUUGAACGGGAUUUCAACCAACGACAAAAACGGGUCAGAAAUAGGCGGAUGAUACAAGUCACUGGGCAGCUGUGCACACGGCCUGUAUGCCUAGCGCGAGCGCAAGCGCGGUAGAAAACCAGAUUUCCACAGAACUGCCAGCGCCCCCCAGACUGCAAGGGCCACGGUCUGCUUAAUCGUGGCAUAGCAUGCGCACACAAUCCUUAAAAGUCCCGAAAGGAGUAGUGGCGAAACCACUGUCAUGCAAAUGUAUGCUACUGAUGGCAGAACUUUGUAGCAUCUCCAUUAAACAGUUAGCCCAAGAGAUUGGACCCUCCUCGACCGACCUUGUUAUGAGUUCUUGAUUGAUAUUAAAGUAUGUCACCGCAUUGCCAUGCAGUAUAUUAACUUCGUAAAACAGAGUCCGUUGCGAGAAUCCCAAGGCCCACUGUGGGGCCGAACCCCUCGCAUUUGCGCAAUACAGCAGCAGAUACAUCGGCGAUGAAACUGGCGUCUGGGCCUUCAGCUACUGCUGGGGGCUUAUAUUGGCGCCGCUCUCAUGAACAUGCAUACUCCGACUUGUACAACUUGAUUGUAAGACGUGGGCUGAGUGUUAGUUCUGCCGAUGCUGGCCGCGUAAUGCUCAAUUUUCUAUUGAGAUUAAAAUUGUGUAUGUGGCACUCAAGUAGAAGUUCCCUAAUUGUACACUUGCCAGAAAUAGUGUCACAAAGUUUCACUGCAAUUGUUUAACUUAAUCGUUUGUGAAUAUGUUGGUUUAUCGUCUUCAUUUGAGAAGCAUGAAUAAAGUUUCACAUUGCCAGUGUUCUGGACAUAGUGACCAAUUGAACUUGCAAUUGCGUAAUACAUGAACCAGAACGUCGGGACGAAUAGGAUGAGGCCACAGUUGCUGAAUUUUUAAAAUCCCAGUUGUACUGCUUGACGUUAGCAUAAACUGUAAGCAUUGACCCCCCAGAUGUUCAUUGUGUGCGACUCAGUUUUUAAUCAAGUUUUCGGGGCUGACGUUAUAAGGUCUUGUCGCGAACUGAAUUGUAGGUCAUCCCAGUGUUCAGUUUCUCAAGACCAUGUACCGACACUGAACUGCAAGUACUUGAUUUGAUCACUUGUGAACAUAUUGGCCUAGCAAAGGCAUCAGUUUCGUUUUGCAGCAGCAGAAAUCUCGACGUCUAGCCGCGUGUCUAGGUCUUCAACUGGUACCUAUAUUAGAGCUAUUGUGAAACCAGUGUCAUAAAUCCAUACCCCAAUCUGUACCACUAGGUGAAUGGAUAUUAAGUGGUACUUAUGCAGACGCUGCCUGUGUGCUUAUUAGCAUAGGAAAUUGCCUGAAUAAAGGAGUGUUGGUGUUUUUCCAAGACUGUAUAUAUUUCCGUUAAGAUGACGUUGAAGUAUAUUCGAAAUGAGAGAAAUGUAUCUAAAUAACGCGCCGGACCGUCCGGAUUUCCGUCCUCAGGCUCCUGGCAGAAUAACAUUACCUCCAAGGGACACGAUGGGAAUAUCUAACUUAUUAGCCGUCAUCAGCCAGUCCCACCAAGUCGCUGACUUUGCAACUCCUGAGGCUUGAUCCUGCGGCCUGUUGACUAGAGGUCCAUCGCUCUAACCAUAGAACCAUGGGCUCGUCCUGUUGGUUGCGAUCGGAUAUAUUGACAAUGAUAUAGGGGAGGUCACCAAUCAUGUUAGGCGACACACGUCCUGUUGUGCCUUGGUGCUCAAUCCAGAGUGAGACCCGCAGCCAGCCGAAUGAUCGGCCGACUUUGGAGAUCCGGUGGGCCACUUCGUCGCCGAUGUUGAUGGUGCGUUAGUGUGAUACCUUAAAAGCGAAUGAAUCCACUGUUUUGAAUUGGCUAUCGUCGAUCGUGAUGGGGGGAGGUCAUUUAAGUUAGUAUUGGGCGACGACUGAUGAACUACGAAAGCUCUGUCCGUGUUAACGGUCAGCUCGACGUCAGCGCAUUCGGGGGUGAAAGUUUCUAUGCUCCUUUGCAUGGCGUCUUCCGUUGGGGCGUUGAGUGGAUACCCGUUCGCGGAUACGAGUGCAUGGACAUUGAUGGUUGAAGUUCGGAUGGACGCAUGCAUUCGUUGAGCGGAUCGUCGGUCCUGUAAGCGAUGGUGAUCCCAAGGCGCUCGUCACGACAGGCGUCCAGCAAUUCGGCGGAGGACAUGAGGCUGAAAAGAGUGGGAGCGAGUACGCAGCCCUGCUUUACGCCAUUGGUCACUGCUAAUGCCUCUGUGACUGUCCUGUUUUCCUUGACACGCCCUACCAUCCAGUCUUGGAGCUGACACAUCAGGCGCAUUAAUUGUUCAGGACGACGAAAUUUCUGGAUGGUUUUCCAUCACCAUCAACCGUGUCGAAGGCCUUCACCAGCACCACGGAGAGAGUGUAGAGGUUGGCAUGCACUUCCUUACACUUAUCUUGCGGUUGCCGAACGCCAAAAUCAUCUCGGUGGUUUGGCGGUAUCAUUUAAAGCCAUAGUGGUUUUUUGGGGAGUAGCCCGUAAUCCAGAUGGUCCUUGAGACGAUUGAGAAGGAUGCGGGCGAGCAUUUUUCCGGCGAUGUUGAGGAGCGAGAUUCCACUGUGGUUAUCCCAGGCAAGCCGGUUUCUUUUCCGCUUGUAUGGAUGGAAGAUAGUCGCGUCCCUGAAAUAUUGUGCAACUAGUCCUUCGCGCCACAUCUCUUGUAAUAUUUAUUAAAGUUUGUUAAUCAGUCAGGGGCCUCUGUGCUUGUAGACUUUGAUCGGGAUCGCGUUAGAUCUCGGUGCCUUCCGACCGGAGAUUUGUUGCACGGCUGUGAUAGUUUCUGGAAGGGAGGGUAGGAUGUCCAGAUCGUUGUUCACUUCAACUUGAGGGCGCCGGCCGUUGGCGGCGCUAGAGGUCGUGGAUGGGCGAUUGAGGACGGUUUCGAGGAGCUCGGCCUACCGCUUCAGGAACUGCGACUUCGCCGUCAAGAAGGUUGCUCCGCCUGAGCUGAGAAGUGGCACGAUCCCCUUAAAUGUGUGGCCCUAGACCCUGAUUGGUUGGAAUACGUUUUUUGUUUCCUUGCUAUCCGCUUACCCCUAGAUCUCCUCGACCUUUUGAUCCAUCCAACCCCCUUGCAUCUCCCACAGCCAUUGCCGCACGAAGUAAUGACUUCAGUAGAAGGCCGUUUUGUGUACGCCGGUGUGGUAUUUAACUCAGGUCCUGAUGAUGGUGGCGAAUUUGCCUCCCCGAAAAGGUAGGUGCAAGUCGGUAAUAAGGCGGUCGGUUAUGCCCUGCAACAUACAGGGUAGUCAUCCCACUAUAUCGUUUCGAAUGGCAAAGACAGCAUCAGGGACAAGACCUUUAAAAAUGGAGAGGGCGGGCGGGAAUGGGAGCUGAAUUAUCGGUUGUGGGAAUAGUAUGGAAAACCAUUAUCUGGGUUAGCCCGCCGGUCGAGGCGGUUACAGGGGAGUGGAGCCUUAGCAGAUCCCAACUUCGGAGGACUACAGAUGAGAGUCGAGCGCCAGUUAGCGACCGUGAGGAGCAGUCACCACUUGCAUGGCUGUAUCUUUAGUCGUUGCACCCAACUACAAAAUUUCCGUUUGGCUAUUCCACCAACUUCAUCCACCUACAAAGUACCGUGAAACCUCCACUGAAAACUCUAAAGAGUUUCUCAAGAAAUUAAGAAGCAUUACAAUUUACGCUGACGAAAUAAUGGUCUCCUUUGAGGUCGUUUCGUUGUUCGCAUCCAUUCCACUAAAAGUAGCAAGGGAAUGCACAACCGAACUUCGCAGCCCUAUAAAACGGAUGUUCCCGCAACUGUAUUACUUGAACUGUUAUGCAUUUGUUUACAAACCAAUUUUUCGUUCGACCAUCAAUACUAUCAACAGUUAAGGAGGGGCGGAAUGGGGUCACUUAUAUCUGACUUUCUUCCAGAGGUGAAAAUGCAGAAACUAGGGUGUACGGCUCUUCCACUCAUUAAUCCAAAAUUUCGGCCAGGUUGUGCAGACGACACAUUCGUUGUCAGUAAAAGCGAUCAGCUAGAAACCCUCCACAACAUCAUCAAUUUGGCAAUUCCGGAAAUUAAAUUCACACGAGAAAAGGAACUCGGAAGUAAACUACCAUUUUAGAUGUUCUCAUACAGCGAAAGACUGACGGAACAUCACGCGUUGCUGUUUAACGCAAAGAAACUUAUGCGGAAGUCGUUCUACAGCAGCCGAAUCUCUCAAAGACGGUGCAUCGUCAACAGCUUGCUUUACCUAGCAAAAACACUGUUCCAACGAAGAAGGCUGCAGAAUAGAACUAAAUUAUCUGUUUGAAUUAUCUCACCGAGAUGGUUGCCCUAGAGCUUUUGCAUGUUGAUGCAGGCGCCCAAGGCAAAUACUUGGUGAACCCUCCCUUACAUUAAAAAUAUGCCUGAACUCGUUAAAAGACAUCUGAGAAAACAAAUGCAAGUGGCGACUACGUUGCGCAGUCAGCAUGCAAACCGCAAGGAUAGGAUUGGCUAUCUGAAUAUGAAGGACGCCGUCUACAAUAUCCCAUGAGAAGCAUGCGAUGCCGUAUAUUUAUGGCUAAACUGGAUAUUCGGCCCCAUAUAGGCAUUCAUAAACACCAGCUAGCUGUUAAGAGGCGAGACCAUCUAUCUCAAAUGGUCAUGCAUAAUGGUAGAGAGGCACUCACCGAUCGUUUUUACAGAAAUAACUCGUCCCGCUGUGCCUUACGGGUUCUCUCACGAGCGCAACCAGCAGCUGCAACGCGGCGCAUUGUACAUUCCCGAUCGCAACCGACAGGACAACAAGCCCGUGGCUUAGUGGUUAGAGACGUUGGACUUCUAACAGGCUGUAGGAUCGAGCACCAGAUGUUCCACACCUCAGGGUUGGGUACGGCUGGCUGACGACGGCUAGUAAGCCAGAAAUGGCCAUUCCAGUCUCCCUUGUCUUUGUCGGUAGUAACAUUCUGUCUAGGUCAUGCAUACACUAGAUACUGGGUACGCUUUUGCAUGGGACAAUACUCGCAUCGGCGUCUGCCCUAUCAAAAGAGCCAAAAAUUUUUUGAACCCAUGUACUCGGAUGAGUCAUAUAUCAGCCGGCAUAUUGAACUAGACGUUAUGUACAAAAGUCUCAAGGAUGAGUAGGAGAGACGGGAACUAACCGAUGUACAAUAGCUUAUGCGUCGGACGCCUAUUGGUAGAAACACCGGAAAAGUAUUGACUUUUAAGCACGUCCGAAGUGUUGGCUGUAUUAUGUACACUUACUUAAAUCUGACGACGACCCGAGGAAUCGAAGUCGAAAAUUUACCAACAAAGCUCUUACUUUUUCUAAAAAAACCUACUGCCUUUAAACCAAAUAUAUAUGUAUAUGGGAUGAAACCGACAAAGACAAAGGUGACUGGGAUGGCCCUUUCUGGCAUAUUAGCCGUCAUCAACCAGUCGUACCCAACUCCAAUUGUGGAUCACUUGGGAUUCGAACGCGGGAUCUUUGGUCAUGGGUUCUAAUAUGAGUCCCAAGGCACAACGGAACGAGCACGUUCCGUAACCUGAUCGGUGAGCGGCUAUCUGUUAUAAUAUAUGUGAAUAUAUCAAAUAGUUUCUUAAUUUUAGGGGCUCAGCUGACACUUUGAUUUCCUUGACUUUCCGAACUCUUAAUUGAUCUCUGAAUCAUCUAUAUCGGAACAGGGAUUCCGUAAUCUAUUGCCAUAAGGCGGGCUGCACUGAAUCUGUGAGAACUUAUAGGGCCCCGUCUCCUUUCGAAAUGAACUACAGUAGGUGGGCUAACUCAUGAAAUGUCAACCGAAAUUCCAAAAUGCGUUUUCGUUUCGAGAAGAUUAACUAAGUAGGGUUGUAAAACUAGUCAGCCUGCAACAUAAUUCUAUAAUAUUUAAGUUACCUCAGGAUACUGACUUUCGAAACAUCUUCCUUCCGGCUGCAUACAAAAACUAUGCUCUGUAAAAAUGCCCACUUAAGUGGCAUUCAUUUUUUCUCAUUGAUUUUCGAUGCCCCUAAAAGUGCAAUUAUAUUUCACAAAAAACAUGCAUAAAAAUGUUUAUUCUUUCACUCAUUUCGUAGACAGCCAAGUCUUCUUCCAAUCUUAUACUCGAAGGAAGAACCUAAUUCGGUUUUAAAAAAGGUUUCUAAUUCCCGAAUAAUUUUGAACCCGCUCUACCGUUACACUUAGAUUCAGGGUUUCCAAACUACAGGUCGUAUAUUCUCCGCGUACGGAAAAACCACACAUUUCUCUACCGGAAUAAAGGGGGACAAUAGGGGGUUCAUAAAAUUUAGCAGUGGAUUUGAUCCAUAUUGUUAACUUUAUAAGCCACAUUAGUAGAUGGAGAGACAUGACGUUUUAUGAACGGCCAUUUCACGGUAUUAAAAUGUAUCACAAUUAGAAACUUUUUAAAACCGAAUUAUGUCCCAGGCGGACUAGUUUUACAACCCUACUUAAUUAAUCCUUUCGAAACGAAAAUGCAUUUCGGAAUUUCGGUUGACAUUUCAUGAGUUAGUCCACCUAUUGUAUGUAUAGUAAACUUAGAUGGACUGCAUGACACUGUCUGCCUUUGGGUCACAUCCAUCUUACCACUGAAACACCUAGUUUAUACGAAGAGAGUGUGCGCUAAAUGUUGUUCAAGUCUGCUCUACAGUAAACACAUUCACAAGCAAGGGGCCAUUGCAGUUACCUCGUUGGCAUUUGCAAACCCCGUCAGCAGCAGCAGCAGCAGCAGUAGAAUUAUCAUGCGGACGUGUUUCUCGCCAGUAGGAUUUUUUCUUUUACUGAAAGAUUUUUUACCAAGAUUGUCCUCGUUAGGGUAAACGCCAGACACUAUUUUUGUAGACCGAACUAGGCAUACUUAAAUUGAGGUAGUAUCAAGCUGAAUCUCUGGCAAGUCUACCUCUCCGGUGACGGUCGUUUUGGAAGUAGAUGCCUGUCGAACUGGUAAUUCGAAAAUUUGGGUUUUUGCAAUUUAAAACUACUCACCAUUCACAUCCGCUUCUUAAUAGUCUGUUCUGUGUCAUAUACCUAAAUGGCGUUUGACUGUGCGCGGAAUGACAGACUUGAAAAAGGCAGUGGUGUAAGUUUUCCUACCUUUUGUUUCGCCAGCGCCAAACUUGUACUAAACUUAUACUUAAAGGCUCUAUGAGGUAAUAUUUUUAUAUUUGUGCUCACAGGGGGCUGUGACACAUACAAACUGACUCCAAACCAGGUUUACAUGCAAAUAGCUUAUGCAAGUGUUUGUUCCCGCGAAAGUGAUUGCAUUAAUGCAUAAGUUGCACGGGUACUAGUUAAAAGCCCAUACACGCGUGUUUCGCUGACAUUCUGACGCUACAUGACAUCUGCGAGAGGUUCGGCUCGUCAGUGGGUCCCCCAGCAUUCCCCGUCUGUUUUCUGGCCGAUAUUCUAGUUUUUAAAUUGCGAAUCUGGUAUAUUGUACACUACUGGCUGCCUGUCGGCAAUUUAUGAAUAUUACGCGGUUAUUCCACCGUGGCUGGCGGACUUCGGCCCAACUAUUCAUAUAAAUUUUCAGUCUGAGCCUAUAAGCCUUAAAUAGGCUGAUGCACUCCAUGCUAAAAAUUAAAUUCUGAGGAAAUUGAAAACCUACAAAUUUUAACGGGUCCGCAGCACGAUCGCACGGAAAUUUUCUACUUGUUUGUACCACGCCAUCGUCAGUCGCUCUAUUUAAUAAAAAUGAAGCCACGCCUGCCAUAUUUGGGGCUUUGUGAGUAAGCUUCGGGAAGUAAAGAUAGUGCUGAAAUAUUGCUUAGCAAAUUUCCAAAUGCCGUGGCCCAGAGCUUCUGAACAACUUAGUGCAUUCAGAAUACCGGUAUUUCGAAAUUCAAGUUUCUUAUCUGUUAGUUUUUAAUGCAUUUGAUUGCAAUAAAUUCGCUCAUGAAUGGGAGACUCAAAAACAUACUAAUAUUACGCUUGAUUUGCGCCCAUUGUAAGCCUCUAGCCCACUAUUUUAGUGUGCGGCUAUUCCGAUACUUUGGGGUGAGAAAACGUAGGUGAUUCACCAAUCACGCCUUAUCUGUGGCAUUAAUAUUUUUCGAGGGUGAUCCUCCAGAAGAGUUUUUGGAAUUCCAGAUUAAAAAUUCUCUUGCUGUCCCAUGCUUUAUGAGUACACUUUUAAUGUGCUCAAACUCACUGCUUCACUUUCUUUGUAUAGCCGACGCCGAAUCCUGUCUAUAUGAUCAGCAGCAUAUCGACUCUCGUGACUUGGCUGAGUGGUGAGUUAAUAUAAACCUAAAUAGUGCUAGAAUGCUUUUUCACAACGGAUUUAUGUGGUUGUGAUAGCAUGGCCUAUUUAAAACACGUUGGUUGAAGUUUUGCCCAAGGUUGGACAUCGAAAAGAGGUUUUUUACGUUGUUAAAGACUCAAGGACCGACUUCUGGGCACCGCGAGGACCUACAGUCUGCGUCAUUGACCAUUCAGAACAGACCUACAACCAUGAAGAUCGCACAUCGGCGUGCCAGGAAUAGAGGGAAUUAUCGAAGCUGUGCACAGCAUUCGUAUUGAAAAAGCUCGCCAAUGUACGUUAAAUGGCAUAUCUCAUGAAAUGUUCGACGAAAUCCUGGGAUAUUCGAAAAUAUGUUUCUAACAGAGACAAGGGAGACAGGAAUGGCUCUUUCCAGUUUGUCAGCCGUCAUCAGCCAGCCAUACCCAACCCCGAAGUGUGCAACCUCUGAGGCUCUAACCCGCGUUCUGUUGGUUAGAACUCCGACGCCCUAACUACUGAGCCACGGGCUCGUUGCCUCGUCGAUUUUGAUCGGGAAUAUUACUAUCGGUAGGUGGAGGCCCACCAUUUGGUUACAAAACUCAGUCGCCCCAUCGUAUCUUUGGGGCUCGAUCUAGAACCCCGCUGGUCGUUACAUAGCGAUUAGUAUUAUAUUCAGAAAUAGAAUUCCAACAAAGACAAGGGAGACUGGAAUGGCCAUUUCAGGCUUAUGAGCCAUCGUCAAUCCGCCACACCCAACCCGAGGCGUACAACCCCCUGAAUCGCGAGGGCUUGAUAUGGCUGGCUGAAGAUGACUAAUAAGCCAGAAACGACCACUCCAGUCUCCAUUUUCCUUGUUUUAAAUCUGUUUCUAGAUCAAGCCCUAAAAGCACAACGGGGCGAGUGAGUCCCGUAACCGAUCGGUGAACGUCCGUCUACCAAUAAUCCGAAAUCCUUUUUUGACUAAAAGGAACGCCUUGGGCGGAUUGCAAUAUUAAUUAUCCUGCAGCACAAUCCUAACGUAUUUCACUUACCGCAGGAUGUCGACUUUUAACUUCGCUUCCUCAUGUCCGUCUACAGCCAUCGCACUCGGUAAAAUGUACUGCAUAAGCGGUACGAACCGCUCCACUAAUUUCCGCUGUUCUCAUAAAUUCAAAUAUGUUUUAUAGAACACAUGGGCGAAAUGUUCUUUCUCGUACUUAUUUGGCAGCAAAUCACGUACUGUUCGCAUUUUAUAUUCGAAAAAGAUAGAUUUUGGCGGAAAGGCUUAUAAAAACGAGAUCAUUUGAGACCGCUAAAUGUCCAUUCAAAUAGCAUCGCAUCUGUCCGUCCAUGAAUGUUCCGUAUGAAGAAUUCGGCACGGUUCAUAUCAGCCAUAUCUAUAAGAGAUGAUAUGCUGGAGUUAAUAAAAUAUUUUGGGAUUGUGCUGCGCGAUAAUCGGUAUUAAAACUCCAGUUAUGUUGUCCUUUCUAAUUGAACACACAUUUCAGAAUUUCGCCUGACAUUUCGUGAGAUACGCCACCUACUGCAUGUGUGCUAUGAGUUGAUUCAUCUUUGAUUUUCACAUGGUGCUGAAUUUCAUCGCUAGAGAUAAAAAAAAACAGGAACACAACAUACGAAGCAUACUGGCUAUUUCAAUCAAAUGGCGGCCUACGUCUCAUGUCCGAAGAAAACCGGCCAGGAACAUCUACGCUGGCGGUUGUAUCGGUAUGCCGGUUAGUUUAGUUCUACUCAAUUUACAAGCCUUCGUCAUCAUGACCCUAGGAAAGACUUUUGUCUUAGGUUCAAACAUUUGCCAGUAAUAACAGGCAAAUUACAACUAAUAUGCAAGUUGCGCUUUUGAGAAGGUAAGCUUAGAGCUUUCCUUGAAUACAUUCGUCGUUCUGCCCUGCACUGCGUCUGCAGCCGACACAUCUACCACCAUGUUGCCAAGACAACAUCCCGUCACAGUUGCUUGACAUCAGACAUCUUUCUUCAUCCAGGUUUCCUUAACUUUCCGAUUUCCCAAAUGGGGCUUUUAAUUUUGGAGUCCUAUAGUAUAGACACACCCCUGGUGUAUCCAGAGUUGUUCAUUUUAUGACUUCCUCUUUUAGCCAUAAGCGCAUUCCACGUUCACGCCUGUCCCCACCCUACAAGUUCUGGCUGACGUUGAACGCCCUCUUCAACGCCUUUAUCUACGAUGCAUCCACGUUGCCCACCCUCAGACCGGCCUCCUGGCGCAACCUCUUCUCCAACAUCUUCCUCCUCUGCCAGGCUGUACUGCACUUGGCCUAUACACGCCUUUUUUUCCAACUAUUUGUUCUGCGCUGUGCCAAGCGACGUUGGUUUGGCCGCGGUCUGGUCACAUUUGCCGGCGUCAGCAUCGCCGCCGUCGUGGCAAGUGUUUAUGUCUGCCUACUGCCGCUGCGUGUGGCGCGUUGGCGCACCUCCGGUCGGACCAGCGAGUUGGGCUGGAUUCUUCUACACGGCCUGCUUGGUCACUGGUUGCUGGCUCAAAUAGUUGUCCACUUUGUGGCCGGAGUGUGUCGUGAGGCGGGUCGGGUUCCCCAACCGCUGGUGCCACAGGCGGCGCCGGGUUGGAGUAUGUGCAGCCGCUGCCAGUUGCCGCGGCCACCACGGGCACAUCACUGCAGUGUCUGUGGCCACUGUGUCCUCAUGAUGGAUCACCACUGCCCCUGGUUGAGCAACUGCGUUGGUCUCCGCACACGCCGACACUUUUACUUCUUCCUGCUCUAUCUGUCAGUGGGCAUUGUCUACCUGGGGUUGGCCGGCUGGAGUGACUUUAUGAUGCACUCUCAGGCGGUAUGCGCGGCCUACGAGAAAGCCAACUGUUCCAGCUCUUCGCAGGAUUGCGUGAGUUCUGAAGACCUGACUUGUUUUUAUCUCUAACUUUUGUACAGCUUACAUUUUGACAAUGCGUCGACCGGUCAAGUUCAAUACUCACUCCCUUUGAUGAUAAUAUACCGAAAUUCGGGUGGCGUGAUGGGCCGACCGGGGACUAGAAUCGCCCUUCCGGUUAAAAGUAAGAUAUCUAGAGAACAACUUGAUUGCUUAUCUACUGUUCUGAACCUUAUAAAAGAGAUUUGAAGGCAGAACAAGCAGAUUUGAAUGGCACUUUUAAUUAACAUGCCCGAUUCCUUGGACAUCCCCAUUAUUGUCUGCUCCUCGGUGUAAUUGAUCCAGUUGCGUAAACAAUGCGGGCACUUUAUGGCUUCAGAACGAACCCUUGGCGUCGCUACUUCUGUUAAAAAUUUGCCAGCCCCUAUUUGGCGAAAUAAUUAUCAAACCUCUGUCGGAAGGAUGCUCCCCAAUCGGAUUACGGAACGUGAUCGUCCCGUUGGGACUUGCGACCCAAACUAGAACCCAUGCUGGCAGUCGCAUAGGGACGAGUAGUAUGACUAGAGAAGGUGCUACCGGGAAAUAUAAGGUAGACCUUUGUCGGUACCACCUAAACUACCCAUACUUCUAGUCGCUAUGCGGCUGCCAGUUUGGGUUGUAGUUUGAGCCCUAACGCACAACGCAACGAGUACGUUUCGUGAUCUGGCCGAUGAGCGCUUGUCUACCAUAAUUGAUAUUCCAGAUCAGAACCCACAGGACAACGGACCCGCAGCUCAAUAGUAGGACGUUAGACUCGACGACCAAAUAUCUUGCGUUCGAGUCUCACGUGACUUACAUCUGAGCUUGGAUCUGACCACUGUUGAUGGCUAACAAGCCAAAAAUUGCCGUUUCAGUCUCCCUCGUAUUUGACAGUCAUCGGCCACUGUAGUGAUCCAAUCGUCAAUUGGUGACCUUGCUGCUCAGGGAUCUCCUAAGCGACCUUGCCACACCCCUCCUACUCUGAAUUCAGGGCCAGUGUCCCUUUGGGCUGGGUGGGCACUAGAGCACCGUGCUCAAAGUGUGCAUCCUUAGGUCGCGCGGACUGACGCAGCCCAGAAUAAGUGCACCUCCAGAGUCUGAUCUAUGGCCAGUCUCUACUAUUCGGAAAUCAGAGCCCAGCUAUGAUGCCACUAUCCAGUUUUCAUGCAUGUAGCUGUGCAUUUUUCGUAUCGUUUCUCAACUUGUCUGUGUUAUCGCUGCAAUCGUUUCAGUGGACGACUUAGGUGUUCCCAUGAAGUGAUCACAGGUUUCUGUGUUGCGUCAAGUUAAAGCCAGAAAGCCGCUCUGUAGACCUCUUGAUGCCGCACUUCGCCCCUCGGACUUUGAUCUCCUAUUCUUUGUGGCCGUUGUGUGUCCCCUUCAUUGAGAUUUUGUUUUGAAGAAAUUAAAAACUUCUUCAUACCUUGUUUAGGGUGGCGAUAUUAACUUUACCGAAACGUGCUCACUCCAUCCUCGCAGUUAUGGAGCCGAAAUGUUCUUCGAUAACCAUUGGACUUGACUGUAAGUCACUGGACUCCAUACCGGAUCAGUGGCCACGACGCAGAAGGCCGUGGCCAAUGCCUUCAAAAAAGAGAGAACUUAUGGGCUAUGUUUCCCCCGCAUCUAUUCAAGUGAACGACGCUCUUGGGACUGUACGUCAGGCCCGACCGCGAUAGCGCUGGUGCGAAUUUGCAGGCGCCUCCCGAACGACCCGGCCUGUGAUUGCAAUUGGCCAAAGCGUGGGCCAUAUAAGCUCAUGGCAUAGGCCUAACGGGCCGCGCAGUCUCUCCCUUAGUGUGUGUUUCUGACCAUUACCGCUCACACAUACAUAUGGCUGUCACACCACACCAGGCAUUGUGCCCAAGCAGUCGAUCGACAGCCUCGCACAGUAUGAGAGUGGCAGAUCAGAGCACAUCGCAAAGUUCCUCAAUAGAAAUCUGGACACGCUAACAGCCGUGGUUUUGAAGUUUGCCGACUGACGGAAUGACUCAGACCCGCCCAGAACAGAGGGUCGAGAUGCAGUGGUUUACUUAUAUGACCUUUACGCCGCGCAUUUACAUGGGAUCCGAAGAAAGCCCCUAAAGGAAGUUGAGUGGGUAUGGAGUUAAGACUAGGUCGGCGUGACAGGCAGUUUAACUUUGCCAGUCACUGCGGCCAACUGGAGAAGUUGGUAAACCACAUUUGGCCAUCUAGACUUUGUCUUGCCGCUGGGACGCUGAGCGUGGGGCGAGGAUUGACCAGAUACCCGGCUCACUAUAGGCAAACUUGCGUAGGCUACAACCGAGCUCAUCCCUUUGGGCAGUGCCGAACCUCAGCGCUCGCGGCGUCCGAAAUGUCGUCGAUUCACAGGCCGAGUAAAUAGUGCGGAAAAUUACAAUGCAUUAUUUUGGUCAAGCUGGUAUCCAAGACACCUAGGAAACAAGUGUUUCUAAAACAGAAUCCAGCCUCAGAUCGUGUGGCGGACGCUAAGUCACGACAAUGCAGUCUGAUGUUUACGAACCCUCUGGCGUAGAACUACUCAGGCAGAACAAGGCCUCACAUGACAGCCGUCGUUUCUUACAAGAUGACGCAUCGGCUUCGCAGGGGCUUUCCACCUGAAAAAUGCUUGAACACUCGGCCUCCUCGGGCGGUCUUCGAAGGGUAGAUAGGCAGUGUAAUCUAUCGGCCGGAAUUUCAACUACUGCGUGACUAAUAGAAUUCUUGGUUACAUAACUGACUCUUGCUGUACUCUAAGUACCGGAGCUUAGCUAGAUUUUAAUUUUUUAUGACGGAGCAAAAGAAGUUGCUCUCUAGACGUCUCAGAUUGUCCUGUCUUCUUUUCCUCAGGCCAACCUGUGGAUACUGGGCCUUCAAGCCUAUGCGCACCGUCUGCUGGUCGCACUCUAUCGUGCCUCCUUGCUGCUGCUCUGCUUCACCGUCGGUCUCCUCGUCUGGCAUGGUCGUCUAAUCGGUCGCGGAGAGACCAGCGUGGAGUACUGCCAGAAUCGCCGACUGGCCCAGCGCAUGCGCAAACGACACCUAGUGUUCCGCAACUACUACGACUUUGGCUGGCAACGCAAUUGGAUGCGCUUCCUGGGCCUCGAGGCACCGGCGGAUGCCAGGGUCUGGGCGGCAGGGAAGAAGGUCGCCCUGCUGACCUACGCCUACCGUGCGUUGAUCAACCUCCUGCUGCCCUCGUGUCGUGGCGCUCCCUGUGACAGCAUUGACGGUCUGGACUACGAAUUGGCUACAGUCAGCUUGGAAAACAUUCUUGCCGACCUGGCCGAUCUGGACGAUGAUGAGCAGUCGCCGCAACCGAAUAACCAGCUCGUUCAGAGAGCAACAAAAGGAUAA